Molecule: messenger RNA, 945 nt
Organism: Strongyloides ratti
Lineage: Eukaryota; Metazoa; Nematoda; Chromadorea; Rhabditida; Strongyloididae
Product: Sulfotransferase 6B1
Exons: 3
Coding region: 1-945 (314 amino acids)
Biological process (GO): sulfation
Cellular component (GO): cytoplasm
Molecular function (GO): sulfotransferase activity
Source: RefSeq, a predicted model, not a curated record
AUGAUAGAUAAAAAUGCUUAUAUUGAAAAAGCUUUAAAUAGAAUAAAAGAAUCUAUUUAUUGCAUUGAUGAUAAAGAUGGUUUGAUUGAAGAAAAAGGUAAACCAUUAUUUAGAGAAGUUGAUGGAAAUCUUUUUUUUUCUUCUGGAACUACCAAGUCUAUUAGAUCAGCUAUGACAGCAAAACUUCGUGAUGAUGAUGUUAUAGUUGGAUCAUGGCCAAAAUCUGGCUCAACUUGGAUGAGGCAUAUUGUUCUUCAAUUAGUUAAUGACAAAUAUUUUAAUGGAAUAACAGAUCAAUACUUAGAAUCUCCAAUGAUUGAAUUUAUGGGAAGUGAUAUAAUUAGUUUAUUACCAUCUCAAAGAAUUUUAAAAACUCAUUUUGAUGUGAAAUGUUGUCCUAUGAGUAACAUUGCUAAGUAUAUAAUUAUUGUUAGAAAUCCAAAAGAUGUUUUAGUAAGCUUUUUUCAUCAUAUGAAAUUAAUACCAUCUUAUCAAUUUGAAGAUGGUGAUUUUAAUAUAUUUUUUGAAAUUUUUAUAACUGGAAAAAUUGAAUUUGGAAGUUAUUUUGACUAUUUAUUAGGAUGGCAUUCAAAAUUAAAUAAUCCUAAUGUUCUUGUAGUUAAAUAUGAAGAUUUAUAUAAUGAUAGAAAAGUUUAUAUCACUAAAGUAGCUAAUUUUAUUGGAGGAAAAGCCUUAGAUAGAAUAAAAGAUGAUGAUAGCAUUAAUAAAAUUAUUAAUGAAAGUACUGUUUCAAGUAUGAAAAAGGAUAUUGAAAGAUUUACUGGAAGAGGGUCAAAUAAUAAUUGGUUCAUUAGAAAAGGUGGAGUUGGUGGAUGGAAAGAUUAUUUAACAGACGAACAAUCUAAAAAAAUUGAUGUAUUAUUUUACGAGAAGUUAAAAGGAACUAUAUUUGAAAAUAUGUGGAUUGAAGAAAUGAAAAGGUAA